UGUACUAUUAAACGUGAUAUUCUACGGUAUUUCCUGUUAUGUCUUUAAUCUGUCACAAUGAAAAGUGAUGUCUUUUUAGUGUUCAUAUAUUACGGACUUGUGCUAGUGAACUGUCAAACGAGUAUUCCAGAAAGAUUGGAGGAAUGUUAUCGAAAUGGCAGUGUCGCAGGUACUGAGAUACCGACAAAUCUUCGCGUUCUUAUAGAUCUCAUACAAAAGGCAGAGCAUUUUGCGUACACGAGAUUGGACAUGAGAGCGAUGACGUCCUCAUUGCUUCACAGGUUCAGAUUCGACGGUAUCGAGCAUCAAGAAGACGUUGCUGUUACCAGUGGAAUAUCACCUUUCAGCGGCACAGGAUUUCAACGAGAGAAGCACAAAAUCAUCGAGGAACUGGUGCCUGGUGAUUACCAAGUUUUUCCUUCCGAGGCUCUGACCUUGGUAGAACGCUGCACUUUACAUCGUAUGAUAUCGUCAACCAUUUGGGAGCAUCCUUCGGCUAGCGUCGAGAAAUUGUGUAGCACACCGAGUGAGAAAGUUUCCGGCAGAUCGAAGUCUGGCGUCGCUUCAAUAUGCCCCGUUGAGAGCGGUGUCAUUAUCACUCCGUACGGAACAAUUUCUCCUGGCGCAGUCAUCGCCUCGAUUGCUGCGUCCCUUCAGCCCCAGAAUGUAGCUGUGAAGUUGUUAAUUGCUGAACCACCGAUGUAUCGCCAAGAAUCAAUUACAACAGAGUUUACAUCGUUGAACUAUAACGAGAAAGAAGUUGAUCUCAUUGUUCCGAAAGGCAAAAUUGCACUUGGAAGAUCCAUGUGGUUUCAGUCUCUCAUGGAAUCUACCUCCAAAUUAGAUAACGUUUGGGUGUCGACGCUUGCAGGAGACAUUGGGGAAAUGGCAGUUUAUCAAGGGCCUGUUGUAUCGUCUGAUAUGACAAUGGGGGCGACAGGCUUUUGGAACAGUACGAUGCAACCGAGACUCUUUUACCUGACAGAUCAUAAUGGACAUUUAGACGCGACUCGGGCUGAGAUUGUCGGCGGAAUCGAUGGCUUGGUGAUAGGGAAAAAUUUACAAACUUGGAUCGACAGCUUCCACAGUCUUCGCCUAAGCCAAGUUCUGGAUAUGUAUUACAGCUACGAAGGGAUAGCUUUCGACAAAAACGCGAAGGCCUGUCAGCGAUUGUUAAAUUUCCAGCUAGUCGCACCGACGACAAUAAUAACUGAACAGACCCAUGCUCUAGCUCAGAUAUUGGCCUAUCGCAACAGUAUCGCUUAUAUGACACCGGAGGCUUUACUGAGGAUGGUAAAUUUUGCUGUCAACACAUUUUCAACCUAUGCCGACAACUAUCUAUUCGCUGAAUCGGAAUGCCAUAAUCCAGGAUCAAAGCCUCAACUAGAGAUUCUUGUUGCAUUUGAUGGUGCCUGGUCCCGAGAUUAUACAGCAGACUUUAUAUCAGUAAUGCUUGAAGACUUGGAUGUUUCGAUGUACGGGUCGAGGAUGGGAUUACUUCAUGGAAAGACAGGAGAAUGGCUAGUCAAUGUAACGCAUAGUCCAUCCACGAUAUAUUAUGCAUUGAAGAACUUUACUCAAAUAACAUGGCCUUCUACGCUGAACCUCACCAGAGUAUUCGAGGAAGUUGGUGCCUAUCAGAAUGAAACUUGGAGUAAUAAUAGCAAAAAGUAUGUUAUUGGUAAUCUCGGUCAAGUGGUCGUUCUCCUUGCGCCACGAACUGUGCCGAGUGAAGAAGAGCUCCAAUCCAGUAUACAAGCGCUGCGUCAGAUAAAGACCCAGCAUCCAGAUGUAAGAUUUGUUUACUACGGUUCAGAAUUUUACUCCGAUCCAUUGAAAAACCUUAUUUUGACCAGCGAGGAUUAUUUAAUUAAAAGUUUAAAAAUAGACGACUUGAGCAUGCAUCUCCGGAAUGUUCCAAGAGUGUUGAGACCCCCUUCAAAUUUCAAUCUGACGUAUGGAUCAAAGAAUCAAUUUGAAGAUUAUACAGGGCUUCAAGAGACUGUAACAUAUCAGCUACAUCCGCAAUGGAGAGGAAAUACUAAGAAAGUUGAAGUGACAUUUCACUCUGUCGGCUAUGGCGCCAUGAGAGUUUGUUCAUGGAACGAGUGGCCCACAGUCGGUACUCGCGAUGGAUUUUACUGCCAGGACUUGCGAGGUCACAACGAGAUCAGUAUGACCGAUUACUCUGAUUGUAGGACUGGAAAAGCAUGCCCCAAAACUUAUUAUCGAGUACAGAAUGUGACAACCAUGCAACAAUGUAGCGAGAUGGACUGCAAAACGCCAAAUCACGUCAGAUAUAUUGUACGCAUUGAAGACUUUAGAUACGUCAGUUGUGCACCUUCUAUUUUUUCAGGGUUUCAAUUUCUAGUUUUAUAUGUUACAUUUAUCGUUUUUUCCAAAAUUUUUAUUUAAAUGUAAACUUUAGUUAAGUUUGUCACGAUAGCAUGUUAUACCGUAAGGAGCAAUAAUAAUAAUAAUAAUAGAAGAAAAAAAAUUCAGAUCUGAUAAAUUACACUCACCGUGUAAUUUAAUUCUUUAUUUUAUAUAGGGAAAUUCAACGUGCACGAAACUCAAAUAAUUAUUAUUUCUCAUCCACUGGUUGCCCAGUAUAUAUAUAUAGCGUUCCGUGCAACAUGAAUCAUUGUGUACCCUCACUGUUUACAGUUACAUUGAUAUUUUUUUAGGUAAUAGUAAUACAGCUAAAACCCCAGUUAUAUUUUUUUAAAUCUUUUUAUGAAAUCACUUUCAACUUGAAAAUCUUUUAACCCUUUUCAAAUUUUCGAAUAAUUCUCCAAUGUUUCAUUUUGUUUUCCAAUUGUUUUAACAGUGUUCUCAUGAUAGAGAUUUUUUCCUACCUGCUUGAGCACUUUGAACAAUUUUGUAUGGACAAAAAUCAGUAUUUAAUGCUUUUAAAAUAUAAAGAAAAUUCUAAAUCAUUCUCCACUCUAUAAGAAGCAUGUUAACAUUACGUAGCAGUUGUUAUACAUUUUUUUUAAAUAUUUCCAAAAUUUGAAAGAGACAUAUGCUAAACUAGAUUCUAAUCGAGUUGAACACAUAUUGCCAAGUGUUUGGAAAUAACAAUUAAAUUGGUGGCAAGAUUCGAUGCGAUUUAACUGAAGUAAAAAAGACGAUUAUACUGAAUUUAUUUGAAAUCUUUGUAAGGUGUUAACGUCGUUGCUGAAUAACAUUUUUUUCAAAAAUUUGAUGAAAAGUAGCAAGAAAAAUUAAUUUCAUCUUCUAUGUAACUAACGUCUUUUUCAUGAAUAGAGAAGGUAACAAAUUUUUUUUUUGAAACUGCCAACACGUAAAACAUGAACUUUGUCAUUCUAAAAAUUUUUGCUAUACAACGACAAACUACCCAAACUUUUCAAGAUAUUAACAAGGUCAAUCAUCGAUUUCUAUUACAUCGAUUAUCGAACGUUGGUUCUAUGAAGAUUAAUUCGUGUGAGUCACUUUAUAAUUUCCUCGGAUAAAAAACACCUCGUUUGAGUUUAAAAAAUUUUUUUUAUUUUUUUCAUUUCAAAUUAGUUAUUCAUUCUUUACGAAAAG
Messenger RNA from Neodiprion virginianus, 3552 nucleotides. RefSeq lists its product as uncharacterized. The coding region runs from base 58 to 2415 and encodes 785 amino acids. The record is from RefSeq and is a predicted model, not a curated record. Lineage: Eukaryota; Metazoa; Arthropoda; Insecta; Hymenoptera; Diprionidae. The transcript has 14 exons.